This is a messenger RNA of Pezoporus flaviventris, 3565 nucleotides long. It is a transcript of the gene AFAP1L1, whose product is annotated as actin filament associated protein 1 like 1. The record is from RefSeq and is a predicted model, not a curated record. Gene Ontology annotation, molecular function: SH3 domain binding. The coding region runs from base 110 to 2416 and encodes 768 amino acids. Gene Ontology annotation, cellular component: cytosol. The transcript has 19 exons. Lineage: Eukaryota; Metazoa; Chordata; Aves; Psittaciformes; Psittacidae.
GAUUGGCCGCUCCGACGGCGAGACCCGGCCCCACCGGGCGGCUGCUCCCGGUGACACUCGCCCGCCCGCGCCUCCCGGGGCGGCCGGUGCUGCCCGCGGCUCCGGCACCAUGGACCGGCUCAGCGUGCUGGACCAGCUCCUGCCAGAGCUCAGCGUGUUGCUCAAGCUGCUGGACCAUGAGUACCUGAGUGCCACCACGCAGGAGAAGAAGCUGGCCGUGUCCACCAUCCUGCAGAAGCUGCAGCCGCCUGCAGGGAAGGAUGUGGACUACAUGUAUGUCAACACAGCAUCCCUGAGCAACGGUACCAGCUUCGUGGAGUCUCUCUUUGAGGAGUUUGACUGUGACCUGCGGGACCUCCAGGACAUGCAGGAGGAGGAGGGGGACACCGGUGAAGGUGCUGGAGGGGAGGAGCUGGCGAGGACCCAGACGGCGAAACCUGCUCCUGUGGACCCUGCCCCACCACUGCCCACCACUCCCCCGCCUGAGGAUUACUACGAGGAAGCCCUGCCCCUGGGCCCUGGCAAGGCCCCCGAGUACAUCACCUCCCGCAACAGCUCCAGCCCCCCCAACUCCAUCGAGGAUGGCUAUUACGAGGAUGCAGACAGCAGCUACCCUGUCACCAGGAUGAACGGGGAGCAGAAAACCUCCUUCAAUGACUCGGAUGCGAUGAGCAGCUCUUACGAGUCAUACGAUGAGGAGGAGGAGGAGGCGAAGAGCCAGCAGCUCACACACCAGUGGCCGUCAGAGGAAGCUUCCAUGAACCUGGUGAAGGACUGCAGGAUUUGUGCCUUCCUGUUGCGCAAGAAGCGCUUCGGACAGUGGGCCAAGCAGCUCACCAUCAUACGGGACAGCAAACUGCUGUGCUACAAGAGCUCCAAGGACCGUCAGCCACACGUGGAGGUGCCCCUGGGCUCCUGCAAUGUCAUCUACGUCCCCAAGGACGGGCGGCGCAAGAAGCACGAGCUGCGGUUUUCGCUACCGGGGGCCGAGGCGCUGGUGCUGGCCGUGCAGAGCAAGGAGCAGGCUGAGGAGUGGCUGAAGGUGAUAAAGGAAGCCAGCAGUCCGGCUGCAGGCGGGAUGGAAGCCCCCACCUCCCCGAUGAUGCCUUGCAAGCUGGACCUGGAUAAGCGUCUGUCACAGGAGAAGCACACCUCUGAUUCAGACAGUGUGGCCACGGGUGAGACCAGCUCCACAGCAGUGCGCAGAGAGCCUGGCGAGCAUGGGAAGGGCAAAAAGAGUGGCUUGGCUGACCUGAAGGGCUCGAUGAGCCGCGCAGCGGGGAAGAAGAUCACCAGGAUCAUCAGCUUCUCCAAGAAGAAGCCUUCCCCCGAGGACACGCAGACCUCCUCCACCGAGGAGGACAUCCCCUGCUGCGGCUACCUCAGUGUCCUGGUUAACCAGUGCUGGAAGGAGCGCUGGUGUCGCCUCAAGGGCAACACCCUCUACUUCCACAAGGACCGCACUGACCUGCGGACACACGUGAAUGCCAUCGUGCUCCGGGGCUGCGAGGUGGCCCCGGGGCUGGGCCCCAAACACCCCUUUGCCUUCCGCAUCCUUCGCAACGGGCAGGAGGUGGUGGCGCUGGAGGCAAGCUGCUCCGAAGACCUGGGCCGCUGGCUGGGUCUCCUCUUGGUGGAGACGGGCUCACAGACAGCACCAGAGGCCCUGCACUACGACUAUGUGGAUGUGGAGACCAUUGCCAACAUAGUGACGGCUGUGAGGCACUCCUACCUGUGGGCCAGCUCCUCCCAAGACCACCAGCCAGACUCCUCCCGUGUGGUGUACGAUGAUGUCCCCUAUGAGAAGGUUCAGGCUGAGGAGCGGCCAGCAGGCGCACAGGUGAAGCGCCAUGCAUCCUCCUGCAGUGAGAAAUCGCGGCGGGUGGACCCACAAGUGAAGGUCAAGAGGCACGCGUCAAAUGCCAACCAGUACAGGUAUGGUAAGAACCGGGCGGAGGAGGAUGCCAGGCGAUUUCUGACAGAGAAGGAGAAGCUGGAGAAGGAGAAAGCAUCGAUCCGCAGCGAGCUGGUGUUGCUGCGGAAAGAGAAGCGAGAGUUGCGGGAAGCAAUGAAGAGCAGCACGGGGCCGAAGCUGCAGGAGCUGGAGCAGCAGGUGGCGGUGCUGGAGGAGCAGUGCCGGCAGAAGGAGGAGGGACGCGUCGAUCUGGAGCUGAAGCUGACCGAAGUUAAGGAGCGGCUGAAGCAGUCGCUGGCGGGAGGCCCGGCCCUGGGGCUGGCUGUGACCAGCAAGGCUGAGAAUGGGGAAGCUACAAACAAGCCAAAUGGGAGCACCCCUGAGCACCUGGUCCCUGUUAACUGUGCAGCUGAACUGAGGAAAAGAAGUCCCUCCAUAAUCCCUGCCAACAAGGGGAACGUGCUGCGGAAGGCCAAGGAAUGGGAAAAGAAGCAGACUUAAGCCAGGCUGCAGGAAUGCCUGCCAAGCCCCAAUGGACACUGGGGCUCAUGGAAGAGCUACAAGCCCCCUUUCUCCAAGGCACAUGGGGCGAGAGACGCUGUCCCACACCCCACCACUGCAGCACCAUCUGCCUCGUGGGCAACACUAUGAACCAUGGGGAAGGGGCGGGAGGGGGAUCUGGGAGGCGGGUGGGGAAAGGGGAGUCCUUUCUGGAUCAGGGUCACAUAUUACUGGGAAACCCAUCUCUGGGGGAGCCUCCCUGGGGCAGGAGUUCAGCACAAGAUGCAUAAGGAAGGAGAGGGGUGUCAGUCGGCACUGCCUGCGUGCACUGUGAUUUAUCAGGAUCAGCGUGUGCCACCCUGGGGAUGCUGGCAGCCAGUCUAAAGCUUUUCAAAGUGACCACAGACUUGGGGUUUUUUUGCCCCCUUCAAUGUUGGAGUUCAUGAGCUGCUCAGGACCGGACACUUUGGAGAUGCCGAUCAUUUGCCCUGCUCACUGCUCCCAGGUCUGCGGGAUCUCAUCUCAGGGUUCCUUAUAUCUCAAGCUCAAAUGCCCUUGUCCAGUAUUUCCUUCUUGUCUUGCAAGCAGUAAGGGUGAGGGCAUGCUGGCUUCCCUUGGGAAUGAACAAAACUCAAGUGUCAGCAUUUGAAAGCAAAUUAACAAUGGACACUCUUCAACAUUGCUAAACAGCUUAGAAGUGCUGCAAAGGGCUGAGGCUGAAGGCAGCCCGGCUCUCUCUUCCCUAGCCCCAUGCUAGCUUCUGGGGGCAGCAGGGAAAAGGGACAAGGCUGUCUCCCAGCCAACAGCGCAUUCACACUAUUGCUGCUGCAGUCAGAUACAGUUUGGCAAGGCAUGUGGUCAAAAUGGAGUGAAGGGAAGUUUAAAACAAAACACAAAAGACCAAAAAAGGUGCUUUCAAAUGAGGGGAGGAACAGAAAAGAGAAAUGGAGGAAGGUCAAUUAGCACUGGCAGAAACGAGGGAUAGGAGUGAAAAGGAAAGUUCCAGGCUUUUGUGCCGGGAACAAGGGAGCAGGCCAGUCACCCACUCAUGCUAACAGCUGCACCAUUAACCUUUGGAGCUCUCUCUCAAAGCCCUCUUGUUGGUAACCAGGUAAGCAGCUUUCAAUAAACACGCUGGCACCGGCCUGC